AUUGUUAAAGUCGAAAAAAGGGUAAAGCAGCAAAACCCUAAUAAAAUCACAACAAAUUAACACAAAAAAACCAGAUCUUAAAACUCUCUCUACCCACCAAGAGGAUCAACCAGUCUCUUCCCCUUCAGAUUCUCCUUUCCACAGGUCACUCUCGUUUGCAGAUUCUUUUUUUCAAUUUGACUUGUUCUUACUUAUAUAUUGUGGAAUUCACAUGAUAAAAUAAUAUGCUUGGUGUUGUAGGAACAAUUCUAGUUGUUCUGUGUUAGCAGAUUCUUUGUUCUGUCUAUUUUGAAGGAAAUUAAAGGCAAUCCCUUUCGAUAUUUUCCUGUUUUCCUUAUCAAAUUUAUGGGUUGGAAUAAGUAGGUUGAUGUAUUGUCUUUUAAUUCGAAGCUCAAUUUUCAUACUUAUUGCUGUUUAGAUCUUCAAGGUUAAUCUAGAAUUACAGAUUAGACCAUAUAUAAAGUAAAUUCAGCAGAUUCUUAUUUAUGUAAAUUGUUUGUUAGCAACCUUAUCUCCUUCACAUUUCUUUAAAAUUCUGGUCAGAUGUUUCUUAAGAGCUUAGAAUGAAUCCCAAAGUUCUGUUUUUUUAUUCUGGUAGUGAAUGGAUCAACAAGACCAUGGACAGUCUGGAGCUAUGAACUAUGGCACAAACCCAUACCAAACCAACCCGAUGAGCACCACUGCUGCUACUGUAGCAGGAGGUGCGGCACAACCAGGCCAGCUGGCGUUCCACCAGAUCCAUCAGCAGCAGCAGCAGCAACAGCUGGCACAGCAGCUUCAAGCAUUUUGGGAGAACCAAUUCAAAGAGAUUGAGAAGACUACCGAUUUCAAGAACCACAGCCUUCCCCUUGCGAGAAUCAAGAAAAUCAUGAAAGCGGAUGAAGAUGUCCGUAUGAUCUCGGCUGAGGCGCCUGUCGUGUUUGCAAGGGCCUGUGAGAUGUUCAUCCUGGAGCUGACACUCAGGUCGUGGAACCACACUGAGGAGAAUAAGAGGCGGACGUUGCAGAAGAACGAUAUUGCUGCUGCUGUGACUAGAACCGAUAUUUUUGAUUUCCUUGUGGAUAUUGUUCCCCGGGAGGAUCUCCGAGAUGAAGUCUUGGGAAGUAUUCCGAGGGGCACUGUCCCGGAAGCUGCUGCUGCUGGUUACCCGUAUGGAUACUUGCCUGCAGGAACUGCUCCAAUAGGAAAUCCGGGAAUGGUUAUGGGUAAUCCCGGUGGUGCGUAUCCACCUAAUCCUUAUAUGGGUCAACCAAUGUGGCAACAACAGGCACCUGACCAACCUGACCAGGAAAAUUAGCAAGAAACUCGUUCUAGUCUCGUCCAGGUGAAAGGAGGGAGACCUUAGACAAGAAAAUGAAAAGAACAUAUCAGAAUUGUCAAAUUGGGUGUUGUAGAAGAAUCUAAAGUGUUUAUGUCUAUCGAUCCUUUUCUAAACGAGAAAUUUAGGGAUGAACCAGAAAGAAGAAUGUAUAAACUGUAAGAAACAAGUGUGCUUUUGACAAAAGUUUUUUUAUUUGAAUGUUAAUUUCUGUGUCUUUAUCACACAUAUUAAGUUAUUAUCCACAAAAUGUAUCUCAUUGGAUAUUUAAAACAAAAGGACAAUAAUAUUAAGG
This is a messenger RNA of Arabidopsis thaliana (thale cress), 1613 nucleotides long. RefSeq names its product nuclear factor Y, subunit C9 (gene NF-YC9). Lineage: Eukaryota; Viridiplantae; Streptophyta; Magnoliopsida; Brassicales; Brassicaceae. The coding region runs from base 602 to 1297 and encodes 231 amino acids. The transcript is spliced from 2 exons. Gene Ontology annotation, molecular function: protein heterodimerization activity; DNA binding. Gene Ontology annotation, cellular component: nucleus. The record is from RefSeq and is marked reviewed.